AUGGAGAGAUUUACGCAGUUCCGUGAUCGAGGCACCGGAGUCGCGCCCUUUUUCCCUCCCCCUCCUCCGCCGCUUGGCUUCCCCAAGUUGAUUGUAUGGGUUACCCUGUUUUGGUUCCGUCUUUUCAUCUUCAUACCCAUAUGCCUCGCCUAUUUUAUGGUCUUUCAUUGGCUACCCCUCCCAUCGCUAGUCAGGAAAGGCUUUCUAUGGCUCAUUCUGGCUGUGCCCAGUUUUUGGUGGAUUGAUCUCCAAGUAGACGGAGUCAGAAAAGGAACCCUCGGUAGCACACAGCACCAAAAUCGUCUACCUGGCCCCGGCUCUGUCAUUGCUUCCUCCUUCACCUCUCCGAUCGAUCCCUUCUACUUGGCGGCCGUCUUCAAUCCUGUCUUCGUGGCCUGCUAUCCGUACACCGGUGAAGUGGAGCACCUGUCUCUUUGGCAAGCGAUUCUUCGCGCCUUUGCCGACCCACAACCGACUCCGAAGCCCAAUGCCCGUAUGGUCAGCCUCUUCUCUAUCAUACAGAAAUACCCCAACAGGUCUAUCGCCCUGUUUCCAGAAUGCACCACCACAAACGGGCAGGGCGUCCUGCCGCUAAGCCCAGCCCUCCUGAGCGCUCCUCACAGGACCAAAAUCUUCCCUGUGACCUUGCGCCAUGAUCCUAAGGAGCUGAUGACUCCGGUACCGGGGACCUACUUUACCUGGUUGUGGCGUCUACUGGGUCGGCCAAGUCACUUCAUUCGGGUCCGCAUUGGACAGGCAGUCGUUGGCGUCACUGCGGAAGAUUUGCCUGUCGUAGAGCCACACGGGGACGCGCCUGGCGGCAUGAAUGGCAAUGAUGGCCAACCCUUUAGGGAAGACCACGUGUUGGUCCUUCAAGAGCAGGUGCCAAACCAUGUGGCCGAUUCGCUUGCUCGACUAGGUCGGGCCAGGCGGGUGGCCUUGGAUGUGCGAGAGAAGGAGGAGUUUGUCAAACUGUACAGGAAAUAUAACUGGACAUGGUGA
This is a messenger RNA of Aspergillus ibericus CBS 121593, 1002 nucleotides long. Its product is annotated as lysophosphatidic acid acyltransferase LOA1. Lineage: Eukaryota; Fungi; Ascomycota; Eurotiomycetes; Eurotiales; Aspergillaceae. The transcript has 3 exons. The coding region runs from base 1 to 1002 and encodes 333 amino acids. The record is from RefSeq and is a predicted model, not a curated record.